AUGACUUUCCAGGAGCUUAUUGGGUCACAGGGACUACCGAGUACCACCCUGGCAUCUAAAUUUCCUUUGGUCCCAAUCUACGGAUCCUCCCAUGUCCUCCUUUGGUUCCAGAAACCUGUAACGACCUUUCAGGACGUUAUUGGGUCACGAGGACCUCUGAGUACCACCCUGGCCCCUGACUGCCCUUUAGCCCCAGACUUGAACCCAAUUGAGCAUCUGUGGGACCUCCUCAAUGGUCGUGUUGGCUUUUUGGAUCCUCCCCUGGAUGUAGAAGUUCCAUGCGCUGUACCCGAGACAGACGACACCACAGAGGGAACGUCACGUGUGGUUGAGGACGUCUCUGAGCUGCACAAGUGCUAUGAGGUUUACAAAACCAUUGGAUCAGGUGGUUAUGCGACGGUCAAGCUCGGCAGGCACAUUCAGACUCAAGAGCCAGUGGCCAUCAAGAUCCUGGAGAAGAAAGAGCUCGGGGAUGAGUUGUCUGAUUUGAGGAUCGAGAUUGAAGCCCUGAAGAACCUCAAUCAUCAGCACGUGUGCCGCUUGUACCAAGUCAUGGAGACUGCUGACCAGAUCUACCUGGUUCUUGAGUUUUGUCCGGGUGGAGAUCUGUUCGACCACAUCGAUAAUAACGACAUGUUGUCGGAGGAGGAGACGCGCAGGAUCUUCCGUCAGAUCGUCUCGGCACUGGCCUACGUCCACAGCCAGGGAUACGCCCACCGUGACCUUAAGCCAGAAAACAUGAUGCUGGAUGAGAAGAACAACAUCAAGCUCAUCGACUUUGGUCUCUGUGCCAAACCAGAGGGUGGAUUGGGUACUGCUCUGAUUGAGGGCUGUGGAACCCCUCCCUACUUGGCACCAGAAGUCAUUGAUGAGCAACCCUAUCAUGGUGCAGAGGCAGAUGUUUGGAGCUUGGGUGUUGUCCUAUAUGUCAUGCUGUGUGGCUACCUCCCGUUCGACGGUGACAACUUUGUGGAGCUCCAUGAACAAAUCACUAAAGGACAUUUUGACACUCCUGACUGGCUGUCUCCUGGUUCUGUACUGCUGAUUAAGGAAAUGCUGCAGGUGGUUCCAGAGCAGCGCAUAAAGGUGGAGCAUCUGCUGGAUCAUGAGUGGGUAAUGAAGGGCUACAGCAGCCCUGUGGAAUGGCACAGCACAUGCCCGCUGGAUCAUCUAGAUGAGGAGAGCAUCACCGAGAUGGCUGUGAUGUUCAGACAGUCCAACCAAAGCACCAAGCAGCUGGUGUCUGAGUGGAAGUUUGAUCAGACCACAGCUACGUAUCUUUUGCUCUUGAGAAGGAAGCAGCGCAGUAGUCCAGUGUGUAGCUGAGUGGACGUGUAAGAAAUCCAGCAGGAGACGUUGUCGGCGCAUCAAGGAGGGACGAUGGUGGAGCCG
Molecule: messenger RNA, 1392 nt
Organism: Trichomycterus rosablanca
Lineage: Eukaryota; Metazoa; Chordata; Actinopteri; Siluriformes; Trichomycteridae
Product: maternal embryonic leucine zipper kinase-like
Exons: 13
Coding region: 1-1326 (441 amino acids)
Biological process (GO): intracellular signal transduction; protein phosphorylation
Cellular component (GO): cytoplasm
Molecular function (GO): protein serine/threonine kinase activity; ATP binding
Source: RefSeq, a predicted model, not a curated record